AUGUUUCACUCAAUCUUCUUACUGCCAACCCUCUUCGGCGCCCUCGCGGCUGGCAUUCCUUUUCCACUAAUACAAAGGCAAGAUGCCUGCGCCGGCGACAAGUCUACUGCAGGAUACUGCAACGUCCUAUCAUACAUAGACAGAACUGGUACCCCAUCGACAUCAGCGCCGUCCACUUCAGAGUGCCAACAAACCUGCCGGGGCGUGCUAGGGGAUGCUGGUGACUGGCGCGUGGACUUCAUAGACAAACCGGCGGGCUAUCGCGACACCCUAUAUCUAGGCCCUUGCGAGUUUGGUAUCUCUCGGGAAACAGAUGGGGACAGCACGGAGUUUGAGUUUGCGAUGAAUAACCAGGAUAUUGUUGAUGUCAUCGACGAGGUCAUCAACAGGUAUGCCGGCCAACACGAUGGAAAGGUACAGGCGGAGGGUACGAUGGAGUGUUCGGGUCGUGUGGUUCGCUGGUAUGUUGGAUAG
This is a messenger RNA of Daldinia childiae, 474 nucleotides long. RefSeq lists its product as uncharacterized. The coding region runs from base 1 to 474 and encodes 157 amino acids. The transcript has a single exon. Lineage: Eukaryota; Fungi; Ascomycota; Sordariomycetes; Xylariales; Hypoxylaceae. The record is from RefSeq and is a predicted model, not a curated record.